Syzygium oleosum is the source of this 2910-nucleotide messenger RNA. RefSeq names its product formin-like protein 4. Gene Ontology annotation, biological process: actin cytoskeleton organization; actin nucleation. Bases 222 to 2696 code for a protein of 824 amino acids. The record is from RefSeq and is a predicted model, not a curated record. The transcript is spliced from 2 exons. Gene Ontology annotation, molecular function: actin filament binding. NCBI's taxonomy places the organism in Eukaryota, Viridiplantae, Streptophyta, Magnoliopsida, Myrtales, Myrtaceae.
CUCCGAGCGGGGCCGUUUUGGUCAUUGCGCGAGGCAAAACCCCGGGAAAAAAUACAACCGGUACCAACCGCCUCCUUAGAAACUGUCAGCGGUUAGAGACCAAAAAGCAAAGAGACAGUAGCUGACCUCCACGUUCUUCUUCUUCAUCUUGCAAAGCAGAAGAACAGCGACCGGAUUUUUGUUCUCUUUUCUCUGCAAUUUUGAUCUGAAAACGCUCUCUCAUGGCUUCGGUUCUUCGCCGGAGAUUCUUUGCUCUCAUGUCGGUUCUCUUCCUCGUGAUUGUUUCUGACACUCGCCUCGUCGACGGCCAGCAAAACAUCGAGGUCUUCUAUCCAGGCUUGCCGCCGAUCCCCGCCCCAACGCCUCCAACCAACCCUCCGGCCUCCCCGCCGCCGCCACCGGUGGUGCUUCCGCCCCCGCCGCAGCUGCCGCCCCCUUCGCCUUCUGGCACAGGCAAGCAGACCAUUGCCAAGGCGGUCGCGGCCACGGCGGCGAGCACGCUGGUGAUUUCGGGGCUGUUGAUCCUUCUGCUCAAGAGGCGCGCGGUCGCGCGGAGUAGGAAGGAGGAGAGCGGCUCCACUGGCGGUCUCCCGACCAUCAUGCGCGACGACUUUAGGCGGUUCGAUGGCAAUAUUAAGGGACUGAUAGUGGAUGAGAAUGGGCUGGACGUUCUUUAUUGGAGGAAGCUUCAGGGGAGGAGCGGCAAGACCAACAUCAAAAUGGAGGCUUUGGGGAGCUCCAAAGAAGGAGCAGAAGCGGCAGAGGAGGAAGGCACAGCGCCUAGAAGAGAUCGCCGGAGAAACUCCGAGCCAAUCCAGGAAGUCCAUUUGCUCCGAGAGAAGUCCUCGACUUCCUACGGCCAAUUUAAACCGGAAGCAAACGACCUGGUUCAGAAUGUCAUGCCUGCUUUGUCGUCUCCUCCGCCUGCCGGGCUCGUCCUAGAGGCCGUGGAGAAAUCCACCGUGUCAACUCGACCGCCAAAUGCUCCUGCUCCACCGGCACCGGCUCUGCUGCUGGUGCCACCACCACCUACUCCACCAUUAGCACCACCCAAAAGGUCAACGGAGGUACUCACCUCAUCAGCAAUCGGAACCAAUACAAGGGCCCCACCACCACCCCCUCCACCAAUCCCAGCUGCGAAAGUGCCGCCGCCUCCACCCCCUCCGAAGGCGGGUGGUCCGGCUUCAUCACUAAAACCUCCCCCGCCAUUGCCAAAAGCAAUGCCAGGUGCCAAUAAACCAGGUGAAUUGUCAUUGGGGAGCGCUCAAACAGGAACAGAUCAGGUGAAGCUGAAACCACUGCACUGGGAUAAGGUGAACAUUGCCAACACGGAACAUUCGAUGGUGUGGAACAAAAUUGAGGGUGGUUCUUUCAAGUUUGAUGAUGAUAUGAUGGCAGCUCUAUUCGGAUCUGUUGCUGCGAAUCGCAAAUCUCCUCGAGGGAACACAAGUACAGCGAUUCCAAGUGCUGUCAGUCCGGGCUCGUCAGGACAGAUCUUCACACUCGAUCCUCGACGGUCACAGAACAUCGCGAUUGUGCUCAAGUCUCUGACUGUUUCCCGCAAAGAAAUUCUCGGUGCACUCACCGAAGGCCAAGGCCUAGAUGCCGAUGCUCUCGAAAAGCUUGACAGGAUGGCCCCGACGAAAGAAGAGGAAGCCCAGAUCCUUGGAUUCGCUGGCGACCCCACAAGACUUGCCGAUGCAGAAUCUUUCCUCUACCACCUCCUCAAAGCUGUCCCCUCCGCUUUCACUCGUUUCAGUGCCAUGCUGUUUAGGCUGAACUACGAAUCAGAGAUCCUGCAGCUAAAAGAAUCUCUACAAAUAAUUGAAUCGGGGUGCAAGGAGCUUCGAUCGCGAGGACUCUUCAUGAAACUAUUGGAAGCGAUCCUUAAGGCCGGCAAUCACAUGAAUGCUGGAACUUCCCGAGGAAAUGCACAAGCCUUCAACCUUAACUCUUUGCGAAAACUCUCCGAUGUCAAAAGCACGGACGGAAAGACUACCUUGCUUCACUUUGUCGUGGAAGAAGUGGUCCGAGCAGAGGGGAAACGCUGCGUCGCCAACCGGAACCGUAGCUUGAGCCGCACCAGCAGCCAGAGCAGCAGUGCGAACACAAAUCCUGAGAAUCGGACAUCGAGAGAGGAAAGAGAGAAGGAGUACAUGAUGUUAGGAUUGCCAAUUGUAGGAGGUCUCAGCGCCGAGUUCUCUUACGUGAAGAAAGCCGCGGCAAUUGACUAUGAAACCUUUGCUGCCACAUGUGCAGCUCUCACGUCCCGUAUAGAGGAAAUCCGGCAACUCCUGUCUCAAGGUACAAGGGACGGAGGAGGGUUCGUGAGAGUAAUGCAAGGAUUUCUCAAAGCCGCCGAGAACGAAUUGAGUGCCAUGAGGAAAGAUCGGGCAGCUGUGACGGCGAUGGUGAAGAAGACAACUGAGUACUACCAAGCAGGGGCCUCAAAGGACAAAGGAGCAAACCCACUUCAGCUGUUUGUUAUUGUUAAGGAUUUCCUGAACAUGGUCGAUCAGGCGUGUGUUGAAAUUGCUCGAAACCAGCAGAGGAGGAAAACGGCAGCGCCAAGCACGGGGUCAUCGUCGCCAACAUCUCCUGCAACAAGACCCCCCGUGAGGUUCCCAAAGUUGCCAUCACAUUUCCUGUCGGAGAAGUCCCGGAGCACGUCUAGCGAAUCCGAUACAGAUUUCUGAUUCGGCUUGUUUUUGAAAGGGAACAAGCUAGAGUGUAUAGGCAUCAUAGAAACUGUACUAUACGAGGACGCGUCGAGCAUUCUUUCAUUCGCAUCAUAUUCUUUCCCAAUUAUUGGUAAAUAUGAUCGUGUAUAUCAGUUUUUUUCGUCACACUUGCUGAUGCAAUGUUGUCUUUUUACGUCACUUGAGGAGUUAGUGCGCGUGGUGGAUACAA